This is a messenger RNA of Hyaloscypha bicolor E, 1167 nucleotides long. RefSeq names its product HET-domain-containing protein. NCBI's taxonomy places the organism in Eukaryota, Fungi, Ascomycota, Leotiomycetes, Helotiales, Hyaloscyphaceae. The coding region runs from base 179 to 1012 and encodes 277 amino acids. The record is from RefSeq and is a predicted model, not a curated record. The transcript is spliced from 3 exons.
AAGCAGUGCUGGCUUCCAUGCAUUCCUGAGCUACCUGGGUCUUACUUCAAGCAGGUCCGAGGAGUCUUCAGCAUUACGCUCCAGAUCCAGGCUCCCUCCCAAAACAACUGAGAGCCUCACGGCGAGCCUUGCAACUGCCUUCAUAUUCAGGUCAAGCGAGCAUCUGAACUAUCUGGUUAUGGCACCACUACUACCAGCUUCGAUGGCACAAUACACCUACAGCACCCUGAAACCAUCCAACUUCCGAUUUUUGAUUUUGCUACCCGGCGAUGGUGACGAUAUUGUGAACUGCCUGCUCCAAGAAAGUAUCAUACGCCAGCCCAAUUCCGAGUACGAAGCACUAUCGUAUGUAUGGGGCGACGACAAGAAACCGCACCUGGUCCUAUGCGAGGGGAAGGAAUUAGCCGUUACGACAUCACUAUGGACUGCCCUUCGCCGACUCAGACUACCGCAGGAGCGUCGUACUCUUUGGGCAGAUGCAAUAUGUAUCAACCAAGCGGACCUCGGAGAGCGAGCGGACCAAGUUCAGCUCAUGCGCCAGAUUUACGAUGGGGCGGCUCGCGUCAUUAUCUGGCUCGGAGAAGAAACUGAUGUCAUGAGAAGAGCAUUUCCGCUCAUAGACCACUUCACAAUAUCAAACCAAAUAGUAUUGCAGCAUUUCUUUGAAAACCCAUGGUUUCUGCGCGCUUGGGUGUUCCAGGAAGCUGUAUGUGCAAAGUCCGCAAUUGUUCAAUGUGGUGGCCUGCAGAUCGACUUCGAGAUCCUCGAGCUCUUUGCCACUCUUUUCUUCGUGAACGAACUCACCACCAUACUUCCCACAGCAGAGAGCCGAGGCUCCCAUCACCAACUAUACGCCAUACGAAAUGUAAGAAGACUUUAUGCCCGGGGCGAGAAACACACCAUCUUCAGGCUCCUUGCUGGCUCCGCUGGAGCCGGCGCCAAAGAUCCUCGAGACCAAUUGUUCUCGUUGGCAAGGGAUUGCAGCCGGGCAGCCUUUACCGUACCCCCCUAACUACACUCAAGAUGUCAUAUCUUGGUACAGGGACUUCUCAGCACACGCGCUACGCACAGAACCCGGCAUGGUGGCCCUUGAGGAGUGUUUUCUUUGUCCAGACCGGUUACCUGGUCUCCCGUCCUGGGCCCGUGACUGGACUGGUUCUCGAUAUG